Molecule: messenger RNA, 8323 nt
Organism: Drosophila miranda
Lineage: Eukaryota; Metazoa; Arthropoda; Insecta; Diptera; Drosophilidae
Gene: Ziz
Product: dedicator of cytokinesis protein 11
Exons: 14
Coding region: 837-7784 (2315 amino acids)
Biological process (GO): positive regulation of GTPase activity; small GTPase-mediated signal transduction
Molecular function (GO): guanyl-nucleotide exchange factor activity
Source: RefSeq, a predicted model, not a curated record
CAUGCUGAAUGUAGAGGAAAAUCAAAUUUAAAAAUAGCUUGAAGUAUGCUAACAGGGCAUCACUGACGCUCAUCGCUCGUAUGACACAAAACCCCACAAAUUAGCGCCUGGCCCCACACAUUAUUUUGGACUCGUUCGCGUCGGUCGUGCGAGUGUUGCGCGCUUUGAAAAAUUGAAACAGCAAAAACUCGCGCCGCGCCACUGAAACAUAAAACAUGGUUCACGCGAAAACCCACAAAUUAUGAAUCUUUUCUCGACCACACUCCGCUGAAAACAACAAGUCGUGCACGUCUAUAAAAAUGUGUAAACAGCUGUACUGAACUCAUUAAAAUAUAUUGUUUAUAUUCUUUUGGGAUGCUAUUUGCCGAGAGGCUGAAAAAUACACUCCGGUCCGGUCCCAGCGGCCCCUUCUGCCACCCUAAAUAAGGGCCUGGAAUGUAGUGUUUAUGUGUAUUGGUGCGGUCCAGUUUUGUGUAUAUCAAAGUCCUUUGCGUGUUUACCGAUUGUGCAGGAAAAUUAAGAAAAGCCAGUGGAAAAGUUCUGGCUGCUGGAGAAAAGUGUGCGGAAAAAAAGCAAAAAGGACAACGAAUUAGUCAUCAGAUCAGAGGCAGCGCUCCCCUGCUCACUACGGCGCAUCCUGUCCGUUUUUGUAUGUGUACGUGUGUGUAUGUGUAGUGGUGUCUAUUUUCGUAGUUCCGCCGGUUUUGGCACAACAACAAAAACAGCAGCAGAAGCAGCGGCACCAACAACAACAACAACUUGUUUGUUCCAUGCUUCAACGCUUCCCGAACCCUUUGCCGCUGGAGUAGGAGGAGGGUGAAGAGGAAAUCGAGAGAAUGGAGCGUAAAUUUACGCGCGGCUUGAAUAAGCUAACUUCGGCGGGCCAGAUGAGAGAGAAUGUCUCUCAGCUGGUGCGUGAGAGUGCCGUUUUGAAGAACAGCACUGGGAGCUAUCAGCUUAGUCUCUCUAUUGCGAGCAAACCUCUUGUGGUGGAGCCCAUAGAUUUUGAGGCGUUCGUGGCCAAAAAUAAAACAGUAAUCCAAAAUGAUCCGCAAAGGGAGUUGCUCAUCUAUCCAGCAGAUGAUGUUUCAGAGAUCAUCAUGCCACGGAAGCAGCGCACGACAGCCAAAUCAGUGGCGGAUCGCUUUGAGCCACCCAACGAGGCGAUUGUGUGUCCAUUGCAUGGCGCUUUAAUGGGGAAUGGGAAUGGUCACAGUCAGGUGAGCCGCCAGGGCAGCACUCAAUCGAAUGGCAGUCUCCACAAUGGGAAUGGGAAUGGACACAGCAGCUGCAGCAGUUUGAGCAGCGCCAAUGGGCACGGCGCCCAGCUGUCACGCAAGAGUUCACAGUGCUCGUCGAAUGGCUCCACAAGUCAGAAAGUGUCACAGGAGUCAUCCUAUGAGUCGGCCCUGUCCUCCAUUACACUGCGUUCGCAUCUCGCCCAGCCCGAAGAGGCGGAUGAGCUCGAGUUGGCGGAUGAGGCGUCACAUGGAGACGAGCUGGGCACUCAGCAGGGAUCACGUGCCGAGUGCACGAGGUUCACACGGCAGGCGCUUUACACCUACAGAGCCAAGAACCAUUUGAUCCAUUAUAAAUAUAAUGCCUAUGGUGGAAACUGUCAUGAUUUGCCCAGCAUCUCUCCGGCGGAGGAGCUUCUCGAAGAGGUGUACGAAAUCGAUGCCGAUCAGGAUCGCAUUGAUGAACAAAUGACACGCUCUCAGGCGGAUACGAUCACCAAGCAGGGAUAUCUGCUGAAAGGACCCGAUUCGGCUGCCGAUCGCAUGUUUGCCAAUAUAGGAAACAAAUCGUUUAAGCGUCGCUAUUGCUAUCUGCGGCAGGAGAUCGAUGGCACCUAUAUGCUGGAGCUGCACAAGGAUGAGAAGCAGGGCGACGCCAAGGCCACCAUUGUCAUGGAUUUUUGCACAGAAGUUGUCCAAAAUCCAAAACGUGGACGCUUUUGCUUUGAACUACGCAUGACAACGGGCCAUAAGUCGUUCACCUUGGCCGCCGAGAACGAGCAGGACUUUAAGGAUUGGCUGGGGAAACUCUCCUCAGUGCUGGCUCAGAAUCGUGCCCAGGAGGAGAAGCGCAAUGCCUCGCUCGAGCGCCAGCCAGGUCCCCAGCUGCUGCAGCCAGCGGAACAGCAGCCCACGUUUGGGACCCUAAAGGGUCUCGAUCAAUCGCUGCAUCCGCAGUUGAUGAAGUACGGCAGGGAGACAGAUCACUCGAUUGCCCUGGCCAGGAAGGAGCAGCGUCGACGCCUGUUUGCCUGCUAUCAGACAGCCUCGAAGGCCACAUCCAGUGAUAGUGUGGAGCAGUAUCGCGAGCAUUUCGGCACACGAAUGCUCCUCACGUGCCACAGUCUGCGCUUCCGGCUGCAGUGUGUGGCGGCAGAUGCUGGGCCCGGGCAGGAUGCAGAACAGCAGGUGGAGCCGUAUAUCACCAGCCUGGCGCUGUACGAUGCCAAGGCGGGGCGCAAGUUGAGCGAGAGCUUCUACUUCAAUGUGAAUGACUCGUGGAAUGCCCAACUGCUGCCGAAUACACCUGUUCCAGCCUCAGUGGCGGGCUGUGGCGUGCCCCGUCGUGCCGCAGAGGGGGAUGACAGGAGUGCCUCGCAGGCCCCACACUCCCUCUUCGAUAGUGUGUCGGCGGAGCUGCUGCGCUGUCCCCGACAGCAGUUCCAGCAGCUGCGGCAGUGCCUGCUCUCGGUGCGUGCCCCCCAUGCGGACAUCUAUCUGGUGGUGCGAGUGGAGAAGGUGCUGCAAUGUGGCAUUGCACAGGCCGCAGAGCCCUACCUGAAGGCGGGCAAGGAUCCGAAGCUCGGCCAAAAGGUGUGUAAGGCGGCCAAGAGCUGCGCCCAGCACAUCGGACACUACCGCCAGCCGUUUGCCUGGGCGGCCAAGCCUCUGUUCAAGCUCUACAGCCACGAACUGGACGUGGAGCCGCACAAGGACUUCGACUUUAGUCCCAUCUAUCGCCAGGAGCUGCCCAAGCUCAAGGACGAGGAGUUGCUCAAGCUCCUGUUGGACUAUCGCAAGCCGGAGAAGCUCAGCAAGCUGACCAUCAUCCCGGGGCACCUCAAGAUGCAGCUGCAGAUCCUGGAGAAGACAGUGCCCUGCGGUCUCAGCAAAUCCCUGGCUCCCCUCUCGACCUUCAGUCCGGCUUCCAAGCAGCCGCCGACCCUCGAGCUGGCAGAAUUCCAAAACCAAAGCGAAAGGGAGGCCCAUCCGUACACGAGCUUCUGCAAUCAUCUGUAUGUGUAUCCGUUGAGUCUGCAGUUCGAUAGCCAGAAACUGUUCUCGCGGGCCAGGAACAUCACGGUCGUGGUGGAGCUCAGAGAUGGCGAUGGGGAGUACAGUAAGCCCUUGAAGUGCAUCUAUGGUCGACCUGGACAUGAUCUGCUAGUCUCACAAAUAGCCUGUCCCGUACUGCAUCAUAAUGUCACCCCCACAUGGUACGAGGAGAUCAAAUUGCGUCUUCCUCUGGGUCUCUUUCCCGAGCACCAUUUGCUCUUCUCCUUCUACCAUGUGUCCUGUAAUCUGAGCAAGAAGCGAUCCGAUGCCCAGGCGGCCUUUGAGACGCCCAUUGGGUAUGCCUGGCUGCCGUUGCUGCAAAAGAAUCGCAUCUGUCUGGAGGAGCAGUCGCUGCCAGUGGCCGCCACAUUGCCAGUGGGAUAUCUGUCCAUACAGCCACUGGGCUGGGGCAAGGGGCAGAACUGCGGCCCCGACAUCCAAUGGAUCGACAAUCAGCGUCCCUUGUACACGGUGACCCUGCGACUGGACUCCACAGUGCUGACGGCGGAUCAGCAUCUGCACAACUUCUUUGCGCACUGCGAGCGUCUGCUGGAGGGUGGCAAGACGGGGGCCCUGCCAGCGGAAACGGAGACCUGCAAGAUUCUCAAGGCAGCGCACGCCAUCGACAUGUGUUCGCUGAUCAGCUACCUGCCGACGCUCCUGAACGAACUGUUUACGCUGCUGGUGCACACGCAGUCCGAGGAGAUUGGCCUGAAUGUGAUACGUCUGCUGACCAACAUCAUCCAUCUGAUAAGCUUCGACGCGAAGCGUCCCGAUCUGCUGGCCUCGUAUGUGAAGUACGUUUUCCACGCCCCGUACUACAGCCAGCAGACGGCCCGCCUGAGGACAGUGCAUGGGGAGCUGUGCAGACAUUUGCCGUAUCUGCUGAAUCCCAAGAAUACGGACUUCCUGAUCGUCAACAAAUUCAUGCGCUAUUCGGCCAUCUUUUUCGAUUUGAUUGUGAAGAGCAUGGCCCAGCACCUGCUGGCGACCGGGAGGAUUCGAAUGCUGCGCAACGAACGCUUUCCCAAGGAGUAUGCAGAUCGGGUGGAGCAGCUGAUCAAGGUGCUGAUCAUCUACAUCACGACGCGCUACGAUGAUUUGGGGGAGGAGACACAGCUCCUCAACCGUUCGUUGGCUCGCUUUGUGCGGCAGUGUCUCAGCUACAUGGAUCGGGGAUUUGUCUAUCGUUUGAUACGCUGCUACAUGCAGGAGUUUACCCCCGGCAAUCCACGGGUGCUGCACGAAUACAAGUUCAACUUCCUGCAGGAGAUUUGCCAGCACGAACACUAUGUGCCGCUCAAUCUGCCCUUUGUGCUGAAUCCAAAGAAUCGUCCGCCAGAGAUGAUGCAACACUUCACGCUCUCCGAGGAGUUCUGUCGUCAGCAUUUUCUCUCGGGUCUGCUGCUGCAGGAGCUGAAGAGCAGCCUCAACGAGGUGGGCCAUGUGCGGCGGCAUGCCCUGGCCAUCUUCAAGGACCUGCUGGCCAAGCACGAGCUGGACGGACGCUACCAGCAGCGCGGACAGCUCUCGCGCAUCGCUCUGCUGUACGUGCCGUGGCUGGGCAUAGUCAUGGACAAUCUGCAUCGCAUAGAUGACUUGUCCGAGGCGGCGGGAGCUACCACUCCGAACGGGCACGUCUAUGUGGAUUCCGCCUCGUACACAAAACGCCUGAGCUGCUCGAGCAGCUACGUUUUCAGCAAGGAUUCCUCGACAUUUGGCUCGUUGACGUCCACGCCGCGCUCGAAGAAUCGAAUGACAUUGCACAAUGAUCAGCUCAGUCCGUGCCGGACUUCGGUCCACAUGAGGGAGAACAAUUUUCUGGCAGCCAUUGCGGGACAGCCCAUAAGCAAUGGGAUAUCCAAUCUAUCUCUCAAUUCGAACACCGAUUCGGGGCACUCGCAGGACACCACCACCAUUGGGGCGUACACCAACGGGGAGGCAGAUGUGGCCCUGCGGAAUGGUCACAAUCGUUCUGUGAGCUUCACGCACGCCCAGAUCUUGUCACGCUGCGACAAGUUCAGUGUUGGGGAGAGCAAGGAUCUGCUGUUGGGAUUCCUCUUUAUUGUGAAGCACUUGUCGCAGGAUCAGAUGGUGGCCUGGUGGCAGAACUGCAACGAAACAGAGACCCUGCAAUUUCUGGCCAUACUCGAUCUCUCGCUGCAGCAGUUCCGCUAUGUGGGCAAGAAGAGUGUGCUGCUGACGGCGGACUCGCGUCAGAUGCGUGCUACGAAGGCGCACACGCUGCCCGCGAGGACUGCCCCACCCACAGGUCUGGAGAACGGCCAUCAGCAGGAGCAGCAGCAGCCGAGCAGUGGUACUCUGAAUCAGCCAAGAGAACAUCUGUUGGAGGACAUGGCCAGGACGCAGCUGGCUCUCUACGAAUCAAAUCUGGCCACAGAGGUGGGCAUGAUCAUACUCGACUGCCUCGGCAUGUAUGUCCUGCAGUUCCGUCAGCUGCUGACCGACAGCCUGGUGCUGCGCAAGCUGGCGAGGGUAUAUCUGCGCUUUCUGCAGUUGGGGCAGUCGGAGAGGCUCUCCAAGCAUGUGUUUGCCGCCCUGCGCGCUUUCAUCAACAACUAUUCGGUGGCCCUGUUCAAGGGCAAUGCCAUGCUGUGCGGCCAGAUGGUGUACGAGCUGCUGAAGGCCUGCGACAGUCGCCUGGUGGAGAUCCGACACGAAUCCUGCGCCGUUCUGUAUCUGCUGAUGCGCAGCAAUUUCGAGUUUAGCGGCCGCAAGGCCCUGACGCGCGUUCACUUGCAAGUCAUCAUCUCGGUGUCGCAGAUGAUCGGCAAUGUGAUUGGGCUGAACAAUGCCCGAUUCCAGGAGAGUCUAUCGAUCAUCAAUAGCUACGCCAACAGCGACAAGGCCAUGAAGGGCACCGGCUUCCCCAUGGAGGUGAAGGACCUAACGCGUCGCGUGCGCACUGUCCUCAUGGCCACCGCCCAGAUGCAGGCCCAUCACAUGGACCCCGAGAGGCUGCUCGAGCUGCAGUAUUCGCUGGCCAAUUCGUAUGCCUCCACACCCGAGCUGCGGCACACCUGGCUGGUCACCAUGGCCCGGAAUCACGAGCAGAACGGCAAUCUCUCGGAGGCCGCAUGCUGUCAUCUGCAUAUCGCUGCCCUCAUGUGCGAGUAUCUCCGCCUGCGUGGCACCGCCUGCUCCAGUCUCAGUUGGUCCUCGGCGGCCUUUGGCAAGAUAUCACGCAACAUACCGCUGGAUGAGCAGGGCCUCAAGCUGGAUGCUGGCGCCCAGGACUCGCAGUACACCGAAUAUAUGCUGCUCGAACAGCUAAAGCAGUGCGCCGAUCUGCUAGAUCGUGCCGAGCGUUUCGAGUGCCUCGGAGAUCUGUACAAACUCAUUCUGCCCAUCCACGAGAGGGCCCGCGACUUCAUCGAGCUGUCCAAUUGUUACGAGCACUUGGCCCAGGCCUACAGCAAGAUUGUGGAGGUCAAUCGGUCGGGCAAACGCAUGCUGGGACGUUUCUAUAGGGUUGUCUUUUACGGCAUGAUGUACUUCGAGGAGGAUCAUGCCAUUGAGUAUGUGUACAAGGAGCCCAAACUCACUUCGUUGAGUGAGAUCUCCGAGCGUCUGGCCAAGCAAUACAAGGAGAAAUUUGGAGCGGAUGUUGUUAAGCUAAUCAUGGACUCGUCACCGGUCAAAGUCGAUGAAUUGGAUGCCAAGUUGGCCUACAUACAGGUCACCCAUGUGAUCCCCUUCUUUACCAAAACAGAGCUCGAUCAGCGCCUCAAUGAAUUCGAGCAGAAUCAUGAUGUGAACACCUUUAUGUACGAGACGCCGUUCACCAAGUCGGGAGCAGCCCGUGGCAGCGUUGAGGAGCAGUGGAAACGCAAGACAGUCAUAGAGACUACAUACUCGUUUCCCUAUGUGCUGAAGCGUAUUCCUGUCAAGUCCCGCGAGAUCAUCGAACUGAGUCCCAUUGAAGUGGCCAUCGAUGAGAUGCAAUCCAAGGUUUCAGAGCUGGAGGAGAUUAUCAUGCCGCCAGCCGAUGUGAAGAAGUUGCAAUUGCGCCUGCAAGGCAGCGUCGCGGUGACGGUAAAUGCCGGUCCCCUGGCCUAUGCACAUGCCUUUCUGGAUGCCAAGGUCAUCAAUAACUUUUCGCUCGAUCGCGUUGGUGAUCUGAAAGAUGUUUUUCGUGACUUCAUUGGCGUCUGCCACAAGGCUUUGUGCGUGAACGAGCGCAUGAUCAGUGCCGAUCAGAAGGAGUACCAUCAUGUGCUGAAGGAGAACUACGAGAAACUAUGUCAGGCGCUUAGUGAGUUGCUCGACGACGAGUCCUUCCAGCCGCUUAGCGAAGAUGCUGAAAGCAUAAAUCAGCGCAAUAGCACGGCUUUGUUCAACGCAAUCAGUGGCGCCUCACAUAACUCAAGAUUGUAUUUUGUCGAGCAAGAUACCACCACCCACCACUACCACCACCACCACCAACACCAUCCCCACAUACACACACAGAACUCUAGACAUAAUCCAUAACCGAUUGAAUAUCCUCUUGUGAAGAUUGUUUAUUUUUGUAUCUCAGUUUUAAGUGACUUUGAUCUUAAAUCGCUUCGAUUUUGAUUUUAAUUGUAUAUUUAUUUGGAUUUUUUCUAUAAUAUAUUUGUAUAUUUCUUAUGACAUACCAAAAUCACUGAUUAAACCACGAAUCGAAUUAAUUGUACAAGUUAGCCUUAGAACUGUAUAUUAUUAUUUUAAUUGAAUUCGAUUUUAAUAGUAUAUACCAUAUAUACAUACAUAUAGUGUAACCUGAAUCAGCUACUUUAUUAGAUGAAAUCUGCUAACUCUGUGUCUUCUUGAAAUCUCUAAAUGGCUAACAAAUUGUUUAAUAAUUUAAUUAUUCCUAAACGUAAAUGUAUAAUUACCUACAUAACUAGAUAAAUAAGUUCCAACAAGCAACAGAACUUACCAAAGUAUUCAGAUAAAGGAAAUAACUAUUAAAUGAUAUAUAUGGAUAUAUAUUUACAUGCAUUUUCUAGUGAAAUAUAGAACUAUAAUGAACUAAAUAAAAAUAUAUG